AUGGUCGACAUUUCACUUGUAUUUCGGGUCAUUAACAUUGUUGUGGCAGUGUUUAUGAUUAUUGGUGCAGUUGCUACCAUCAUUGACGGAGGCUUUCCCAAUUUUAUUCAAGGGAUCUUUUGCAUUCUUCUUGGACUCAUGACGGCCGUAUUUGAGUUUAAGCUUCCGGGGCAGGUUACUCAUGUUGGAGGCAUUACACUCGGCUACAAAGGACUAUCGAUCGCCUCGGGUGUCAUUAUACUUGUGGUGGGAGUUGCCUUUGUAAUUUGCCACUUUAUCCGCACGAUCGAACCUCCUUCAAAUAUGCGACAGGUUGCCUUUGAUGAAUCAAUCGGACACACCACAAGAUUGCAAGGGUCACACAUCGAAUCAGCAAUCCCUGCACCAGAAGCAACCCAUAAGACAUUGAUAUCCGAUGGUCAUACAGUUUAA
Messenger RNA from Phycomyces blakesleeanus NRRL 1555(-), 432 nucleotides. RefSeq lists its product as hypothetical. Lineage: Eukaryota; Fungi; Mucoromycota; Mucoromycetes; Mucorales; Phycomycetaceae. The transcript is spliced from 5 exons. The record is from RefSeq and is a predicted model, not a curated record. The coding region runs from base 1 to 432 and encodes 143 amino acids.